UAUAUAUAUUGACUGCAGAUUUGGUCAUUUGAUGUUCAAAAUGUGUUCCACGUCCAUCCUGAUUGUUUUUCUCAUCACCGUUAAUUCGGUGUCGUUAGCAGAUAUCAUUUCAACAGCUAGAGGGAAGACCUGUUCUUCUGGUGAAUUCACAUGUGACUCUGGCCAGUGUAUUCUUAUAAAUUGGAAAUGUGACGGAGAAAAAGAUUGCUAUGACAGCACGGAUGAACUAAAGUGCAAUGUUCUACACACAUGUGGUGGUGACCAGUUUCAGUGUGCUAAUAGUCAAUGUAUAGCAAAAGCUUCAAAAUGUGAUGGUCUCCAAGACUGUGCAGACCGUUCCGAUGAGUCAAAUUGUAGUACAGCUAAUCCAUGUACGAUACAUAAUGGGGGAUGUGAUCAUAUUUGUAAUCAAAAUGGCGAAUCAAAGGACCUGUGUUCAUGUAGAAAUGGAUACAAACUAGAAGAAAAGACCAGAUGUGUUAACAUUGACGAAUGCACAGGGAACAGUUCUCCCGUUUGUUCGCAGUUAUGUAUUGAUAAACAGGGAACUUAUGAAUGUGAAUGUAUUGAAGGCUAUAAUACGAGCGUCGUAGACGGUGAUGUAGCUGGAUCAACAACAUGUAUAGUGAAUGGUCCAAGACCGUGGUUACUGCUCGCAAAUACAAACGAUAUUAGAAAGUUUGAAGUUGGUACAUGGUUCCAAGAAACGUUGGUGGAUGGACUAUCCAACGCUGUUUCUGUUGAUUUUUACAAAGAUAAAUAUGUAUAUUGGUCCGAUGUUUCAAAACAACAAAUAGCUAGAUCUGAAAUAAAGAAUGGUAUGAUGAUCAAGAAACAAGUAAUUGUAAAUGAGGAUAUAGAAACACCUGAUGGUAUUGCUAUAGAUUGGAUUCAUGACCAUUUGUACUGGACAGACAUUGGACUAAACAAUAUUCAAGUAUCCAAUCUCGAAGGCGAUAAAAAAGCAACAAUAAUUGAUAAUGAUCUGGAUAAACCAAGAGGAAUCGCUUUAGAUCCAAUACAUGGAUAUUUUUACAUGACGGACUGGGGAAAAGACCCAAAGAUAGAAAGAAUCGGUAUGGAUGGAUCAAACAGAAAAAUAAUUACAAAUGAUGUCGUAUGGCCGAAUGCUAUAACUAUCGAUUACAUUGAUAGUAGAAUUUUCUGGAUUGAUGCUAAACUACAUACUAUCAUGUCUGCUGAUUUGGAUGGUUCCCGAAUCCGUACCGUAUUACAUAAUAAUGUACAGAUAUAUCAUCCAUUUUCUAUUGCUGUAUUUGAGGAUAAUAUUUUUUGGACAGACUUGGCGGACACAAUGUAUGUGAUGAUAUUGAAGUGAACUGUGAAUACUUGUGUUUACCAAAACCACGUGUACUGUCAGACGAUUCAACUUUACUUUCGUAUACAUGUGUUUGUCCAGAUAACAAGAAUAUAUCACACAACGGUCACACAUGCGUUC
Messenger RNA from Mytilus trossulus (common blue mussel), 1459 nucleotides. RefSeq names its product low-density lipoprotein receptor-related protein 4-like. Bases 32 to 1339 code for a protein of 435 amino acids. The transcript is spliced from 10 exons. Gene Ontology annotation, biological process: receptor-mediated endocytosis. The record is from RefSeq and is a predicted model, not a curated record. Gene Ontology annotation, molecular function: calcium ion binding; protein binding; hormone binding. Gene Ontology annotation, cellular component: signaling receptor complex; plasma membrane; apical plasma membrane. NCBI's taxonomy places the organism in Eukaryota, Metazoa, Mollusca, Bivalvia, Mytilida, Mytilidae.